AUGUCGCUCCUUCUAGAUACGUCAACAAGUUUUACUGCUACUCCUUCCGUCAGUUUCUUGCUGGGCCUAGAACCUAUUGCGUCUAGCUCUUUGGGCAUUAAAAACCCUUCCGCUACAGAUUCACAAGCAGCGGCUCAAUCCGUCAAUGCCACUUUGCCAGGCUCUUCAUUAUCAAAUUCAGCAUCACAUUCUAGUUCUGCCCCUAUUAGCAACGCGUCAGAAACAUCCCCAAGUGCUAGUGAAGUUUCUAGCGGUUCAAGCCGCGUCACCUUGAGUUCUACUGUGUUGAUCCUGAUGCUUACUUGUCUAUUAUCUGUUGCGGGAGAGUUCAACCUUCCCGAUCCAGAUGAAGCUGCGGACGAGAACGAUAGGCCCAGGCCACAGAGAAGAAGGGGUGCUAGGGCCGUGAACGAUUCCAUGAUAGAGGUAGUCCAAGCCAUUGGCCCGCAAUUAACUACUGAUCAAAUAAGGUAUAGCUUGGAAAGAACCGGAUCAGUAGAGGCGACUGUGGAGGAAUAUAUGGCGAACGGAGCUUUACCGUCGCCUCCUGGGGAACCCUCUAGUGUCGCUCCUCAAGAAGCAGACAUCCAACGACUGAAAUCCAGUGACUCUCAGACAUUGCUUGAGAAGUACGACGUGAGUGGCCGAGAUGAGAUACUAAACGAAGACGAACCCGAUGUUACAGGAACUUGGGGCAAGGAUAAGAAAGAGAGGUUGAACAUUUUACAAAAGAGGAAGGAGAACAUGAUUAUUCGUGCAAGGCAGAGGAUGAAAGAAUCUUUGAGCAAUGAUGUUGUCUCAGAUGGUCUUACUAUUGGAAAGAAAUGA
Molecule: messenger RNA, 828 nt
Organism: Candidozyma haemuli
Lineage: Eukaryota; Fungi; Ascomycota; Pichiomycetes; Serinales; Metschnikowiaceae
Exons: 2
Coding region: 1-828 (275 amino acids)
Molecular function (GO): ubiquitin binding
Source: RefSeq, a predicted model, not a curated record